AUGAAUGAUUCUGAACGUGAUCGAAUUGAAGAUAUGGCACAUCGUGAACCUGUUGUUUGGAGCAGGGCUUUGGAAUUAUCUCCCCGAAGAGUUAUACUUCAUUAUGAUGACAUUGCUUAUAGCUGUGCCGAAAGUGGAUAUGUGAAAGCAUUUGAAAGAAAUCUCAUGAAAGUUCGUGAAUUGGAUGAUUCGAACCUGCUUCAACGCUGCGCACUCGCAGCGAUUCUCAAUGGUCAUGUAAAUGUUGCAAAUUCAAUUAGAACUGAUAAUUUUUCGGUAGCUUUUCAUCAAUUCUUUCCCGAUGGAAGACCUCCAACUGAAUUCCUAGUCCAAUUGGUCGUUGGAAAUGAGGUUGGUUGGGAUUUAAAUCCUUGUCAAUUUAUUAUUCAGCUACGACCAGAAGUUGGCGAGCAAAUCUUUGAAGAACUCCUUGAUUGGCUUACAAAAUUGGAUGUUCAGAGGCUCAGACGUGAAAUCGAAAAGGAUAAGAAAAUUCCUUUGGGAGUGCUCCAAAGACUUGAUUCCAAAUACAGAGAGUGUAUCGAUUCGCGCGAUUAUCCUUGUGAUUAUGACUGA
This is a messenger RNA of Meloidogyne enterolobii, 576 nucleotides long. The record is from the annotation of a GenBank genome assembly. Lineage: Eukaryota; Metazoa; Nematoda; Chromadorea; Rhabditida; Meloidogynidae.